GUAAAAAGAACAAGCUGAGAGUGUACUACCUGUCGUGGCUGAGGAACAAGAUUUUGCACAACGACCCCGAGGUGGAGAAGAAGCAGGGCUGGGUGAAUGUGGGCGAGCUGGAGGGCUGCGUCCACUACAAAGUCGUGAAGUAUGAGAGGAUUAAGUUCUUGGUGCUGGCUCUAAAGAACGCUGUGGAGGUGUACGCCUGGGCCCCCAAACCCUACCACAAGUUCAUGGCGUUUAAGUCUUUUGGAGAUCUGGUGCACAAGCCUCUGCUGGUGGACCUGACUGUGGAGGAAGGUCAGAGGUUAAAGGUCAUCUACGGCUCCUGUUCAGGCUUCCAUGCUGUGGAUGUGGACUCUGGUGCCGUCUACGACAUCUACCUGCCCACACAUAUCCAGACCAGCAUUCAGUGCCAUGCCAUCAUCAUCCUGCCCAACACGGACGGCAUCGAGCUGCUGGUGUGCUACGAGGACGAGGGCGUCUACGUCAACACCUACGGCCGCAUCACCAAGGACGUGGUGCUGCAGUGGGGAGAAAUGCCAACUUCAGUGG
This is a messenger RNA of Notothenia coriiceps (black rockcod), 546 nucleotides long. RefSeq names its product mitogen-activated protein kinase kinase kinase kinase 4-like. The annotation marks the transcript as partial. The transcript is spliced from 4 exons. Gene Ontology annotation, cellular component: cytosol. NCBI's taxonomy places the organism in Eukaryota, Metazoa, Chordata, Actinopteri, Perciformes, Nototheniidae. The record is from RefSeq and is a predicted model, not a curated record.